AAGAAAAGGUGAAAGAUGUAAACAGAAGAAACAAACGGAGCUUGGCAUUCUCCAGUUGUUUGAGAAGGAGGGACAGAAAUGGAAGGAGAUGAAGAAAGACUGUGAAGAGAAGACGGUAGAUGAAAUGAAAAAGAAUGUGAAGAAAACAGAGAAGUUAAUGGCAGAGAUUGAUGCACCCUUUUCACAUGUAGUUCCAGUACAGACCUCCGCCGUAUAAGAAGGAGAUGGAGCUCCGGGAAGUUUAUCCUCAGCUUCCGGUAAUUAGUCAAGAGGGCAAUUACCACAUUAAGAAUGAGGCUGAGCCGGUUAUAGAAGUGGGGAAAGCAGAGACAACUAUUUUGAUGUAUCCAAGUACAAAAAGUAAAAAGAAAACGACACGUUUGGAGACCGGAGGACGAUUGAGAAUUAAAAGGAUGGAUUUUGGAGAAGUGGAGUAUCAGAGUGAUGAAGAAGAAGCCAGGGGAGGAUAUGAUCCAGCAGUCAGACGACUACUGGCCAGAGCGGAAAGAAGAGGAGGUACAACAGGAAGAAGAAUGGAACUGAGAGAUGAAAGUGAAGUUGAAGGUGAAAGUGGAAGUGAAAAUGAGAUUGAAAAUGAGGACAGUGAUGAAGAAAGCGAGAGUCCUUCUCUUGCUAAGCGAAAAACUGCUUAUAGAGAAGAAGAAAGACGACAGAUUUUAAGAGAAGUUGAAGAGAAUAUAGAUCGAUGCUGUAGAUGUCUGGACAAAUGCACUACACCAAAAGGAAGGAAGGCAUUAGAAGACCAAUUACAAGAACUGCAGAUUCAGAAGAAAGAGUUGCGGAAAACAGGUUCCCAAAAACUGGACAAGGAAUAUGAACUGCGUUCAAGGGAAAAGAAGAAGCCUGGUAAGAUGUGUCCAGUUGUCAUAAGAGGUCAGAAUUUGGAGUAUAAACCUUGGCAGAGUACUGACAUGUCAGAUAUACUUGAGAAGUUACCUACUCUUCAAGAUGGAGCACACCCUUGGAUCUCAAAGUUGGAAGAGAUCAUGGUGGGGACGCAGGCUGCAGUAGGAGACAUUAAGAGAUUUCUGGCUAAUAUACUUGGGGUUCCAGCCAUGGGGGAGAUUUUGCAGAGAGCUGGAUUAAACCGUUAUGUGGAAACUGCUGUAAAUGAUUCAGAGCUGUUUGCAGCAAAUAGAGGUCGAGUAUGGAGAGCAUUGAAAGAUACAUUUCCGACAAAUAUACACCCCGACAACAUUCUCAUUGAGCCACUGGGACAGGAAGAAAAUCCGAGAGCCUAUGUGUCAAGAGCCUAUCAGGUGUGGAGAAAUGUCACAGGAAAUGAUCCAGAGGAGAGCCAAAUGGAGCAAUCAAUUUUGCGAGCCAAGAUACAGAAGGGGCUACCUCUACCAGUGCGGAGCAAAUUGGCAGAAGUGGUUGGUCCUGGAAAUAUGGCGAAGGGUGUAUAUACAGACCAUGUAGCACAUCAAGUGGACCUGUAUAGAAAGAAGGAGUAUGAUCAGAAGGAACAAGGAAAUUUCAGAGGAAACUUCAGGGGAAAUGCAAGAGGAGGAUUCAGAGGUCAGCAAUUGAUAAUCCGGGGACCGGCGAACCCUUAUAGGGGUCCAGAGCAAGGAUUUUAGGGGUGCCUGGAAAAUUCGAAAGGGGGGUGUCAGCUGGUAGUGUCAGGGCCGGAACAAGAUCCAACAAUAAUGGUGAAAGUAAAUAAUAGACCAUUAGAAGUGAUGGUAGAUAGCGGAGCGGCUUUCACCUGUAUUCGGCCUGAAGAUGCUAUACACCUCCCUAUGUCUGGUCAAUUCAUACGGACGAUCGGGUUUGAGGGAGUGAAACAGUUGGUACCUCUUACAAAACCAAUUGAGCUCUGUUACAAAAAUCAAAAGACUACAAUACCUAUAUUGGUUUCAGAACACAUAUCUAUUGCACUGUUAGGAAGAGAUGCUUUAUGCAGAUUGAAGUGUGUUAUAAAGUGUACACCCGACGGCUGUUUGGUGGAGAUGCCAUCUGAUACUGCUUACCAACUAUUGAUGACAACAGAUGUUGAGGCCUCUUCAGUAUGCUGGAUUGGAGAUCUUAGUGCAGAGUUUUUGGAACCUGUUAAAUUGUGGGAGAAGUUCAUUGUAGCAAAUAUGCCUGAUGCAAAACUUCCAGACUAUUUGCUUCAUUGUACGCUCAAGUAUUUUAAGGACGCUGCCCAGUCAAAUUGUGAGGAGUGGAUAAGUCAUCAACCAAAAGAAGUUGAACUCACCUCGUCUUGUAUAAUUUUGGGACCACAAGGAGCAGCAAUGAUGGUUGAUAUGAAUGAAUAUGUGAGCGAAGAAUAUAAAAUCAAAGAGAGUGUACCACAUGUGACUUUGAUGGUGUCUGAAGAAUAUGAACAGAAAGAUAUAGGAGAAAUGAUGGCGGAAGCAGUAAAAGCUGUUUUUGCACCAGUAGAGGGGAAUUCUGCCAUCUGGAAGAGUGAGGAUCAGCGGUUUCUCAAGAUUAUGAUAUCUGCUCAAGGACAUGGGUGACCACAAGUUGUCCAAAUGACACAUGAAACGAUAUGUGGGGUUGAAAUGGACGCAGACGUUUUGAGGAGAGAAAUGUUACAGCAAGUACCUGAAUGUUUGUGGUCUCGAUACAGUACUGAUAUUGGUCUUGUUAAAUCAGCUCAACCAGUGAAAGUGGUACUUAGACCUGGAGCCAGACCUCCUUGGAAGAAUCAGUAUCCACUGAAAGAAGAGGCAGUUCAAGGGAUUGAACCACAGCUUGAAGGACUUCUGAGAGCAGAUGUGCUGAAGAUAACUCAAAAUCCUAUAAGCAAUACGCCAUUGUUGCCUUUACAGAAACCAGAUGAUUCUUACCGUAUGGUUCAUGAUUUAAGAUUUGUGAAUGAAGUAGUCGCCGAUUUUCCAGCAGAAGUGCCAGAUCCGCAUAUUUUGUUAGCUCAAAUUCCCCCAAAUGCUACACAUUUUACAGUAUUGGAUUUAUGUGGUGCAUUUUUCAGUGUUCCAUUGAGCGUAGAAAGUCAGGGUUUGUUUGGGUUCACAUACAAGGGACAGUUUUAUGUGUACAAAAGGUUGCCACAGGGAUUUAAACAUAGUCCUCAUAUUUUCAAUAAAGUAUUGAAAGAUGAUUUGGCAGGACUAGAUCAAAAAUUAAAAAGUACAGUGGUUCAAUAUGUAGAUGACAUUAUUAUUUGUUCACCAGAUAAGAAACAUGUC
Mugil cephalus (flathead mullet) is the source of this 3185-nucleotide messenger RNA. RefSeq lists its product as uncharacterized. The record is from RefSeq and is a predicted model, not a curated record. NCBI's taxonomy places the organism in Eukaryota, Metazoa, Chordata, Actinopteri, Mugiliformes, Mugilidae. Bases 225 to 1604 code for a protein of 459 amino acids. The transcript is spliced from 2 exons.